Molecule: messenger RNA, 1477 nt
Organism: Amaranthus tricolor (Joseph's coat)
Lineage: Eukaryota; Viridiplantae; Streptophyta; Magnoliopsida; Caryophyllales; Amaranthaceae
Product: pyridoxal 5'-phosphate synthase-like subunit PDX1.2
Exons: 1
Coding region: 332-1240 (302 amino acids)
Biological process (GO): amino acid metabolic process; pyridoxine biosynthetic process; pyridoxal 5'-phosphate biosynthetic process
Molecular function (GO): amine-lyase activity
Source: RefSeq, a predicted model, not a curated record
AAAAAAAAAAAAACUUUAAACAAAGUCGCAUUUGAAAAUUCGUCAUCAAUCAUCUUCCACAAACAGGAAGUUUCUACACUCUUCCCCUUUCCCAUAAACAAACAACUCGACAUCUAACUUUACUCUUCUUUCUAAAUCAAUCGUAUCAAAUCAAGUCUCUUCUUGCCCCCAUUACCCCAUUUCGGUACUCCAUUUCUUAAGAACUUUCCAGAAGUAUUUAGCUCAAUCAUUCACCUUCUCCCUCAUUUUAAACAAACCUCUCUCAAAACCUCACUCAUCAACAUUCAUCCCUCUUGUCUCAUACAUUUCAUCAAAGGCUUUCUGUUCAACAAUGGAAGACGACGGUGUUGUAGUACUCUACGAUGGUACCAUGGUUACAACCGAUCCUUCCAAGAAAAACCCGAACCCAUUUUCAAUCAAAGUGGGUUUAACCCAAAUGCUCAGGGGCGGAGCAAUCGUGGAAGUCUCGAAUCUAAGACAAGCUAAAAUCGCAGAAAAUGCAGGCGCUUGUUGCAUCACAAUCUCCGGGGAUCAAAAGGGUAUUGGAAGAAUGGCGGACCCAUCUUUAAUCAAAGAGAUUAAACGCAGCCUCUCGAUUCCCAUCAUCGCAAAAUCUCGGGUCGGGCAUUUUGUUGAAGCCCAAAUACUUGAAUCAAUUGGAUCCGAUUACAUUGACGAGAAUGAAGUUUUAUCAAUUGCCGAUGAAGAUCAUUUCAUCAAUAAACAUAAUUUUCGUAUCCCAUUUGUUUGCGGAUCAAGAGAUCUGGGUGAAGCAUUGAGGAGGAUCCGAGAAGGAGCAGCAAUGAUUCGAACUCAAGGGGAUUAUUCCGGGUCAGGAAAUAUCGCUCAAACUGUAGGAAACAUAAGGAAAACAAUGGGUCAUAUCCGGGUUUUGAAUAACAUGGAUGAUGAUGAAGUUUUUACCUUCGCAAAAAAAAUUGGAGCUCCAUAUGAUUUAGUAGCUCAAACUAAGCAAAUGGGUCGGCUUCCAGUGGUCCAUUUUGCUUCGGGUGGGAUUUAUACUCCUGCUGAUGCUGCAUUGGUUAUGCAAUUGGGCUGUGAUGGGGUGUUCAUCGGGCCUGAGGUUUUUGAUGGAGAGGAUCCAUUUAAGCGGAUCCGGGCUAUUGUUGAAGCUGUGAGGAACUAUAAUGAUCCGGUUAUUUUGGCUGAUGUGUGUUCCGGGUUGAGUGAUUCCAUGGCAAGGAUGAACAUCAAUGAUAAUAGGGUGGUUGAAGCUUGAUAGAAUUGAUGGAAGGUAUAAGUAUUCUGACUUCAUUGCUAUUGAAAAGUUGGAAAUUUUUAUGUUGAAAGUCUUAGAUCAUAGCUUGUUGUUGGGUUGUUUGAUGUUGUUGCUUAAGAAAUAUGGUAUUAUGAGGCAUGGAUUUCUGAUGCAGUACAAUUUUGUAUACUUUGUUUGUGUACUUGAACUUGUUGUAUUGUGACUUGGAGUUGUGAAAUAAAAUACUUCAUAUUACAA